AUGCUUAAAAUUUUGGUAACAGCCCUUUUAUUCUAUAUAUUCACACUUAACAUUUUAUGUUUUAUAAAUUUAAAAAGAGGUCUAUUCAAUAUCUUAAAAACAGAAACACUUGUGAAUAUGAAUGAGAAUGAUGAAAUAUAUUCUAGGCCCGAAAAUUUGAAAUACGAAAAAUUCGGAAGACCUCAAAAUGAUUUAAUCCUAAAUGUUAUAGAAAACAAAGACGGCAAAAAGAAAUUUAAGAAGAUCCCUUUGUGGUUUAUGAGACAAGCUGGGAGAUAUCUACCAGAAUAUAUUGAAAUACGUAAGAAGUAUGAUUUUUUUGAAAUAUGUAAGAGUCCAGAUUUAUCAUCAUAUGUAUCUAUUAUGCCAUAUAAUAGAUUCAAGACAGAUAUGAUAGUAAUAUUUUCAGAUAUCUUAAUAAUUUUUGUUGCAAUGGGUAUAGAUAUAAAAUUUGUAGAGAAUGUGGGUCCUGUUUUUAAUAUGGAAAUUUAUGAUAUGAAUGAUUUUAAUAAACUCAAUUUGAAUGUAAAAGAAAUUAUAGAUAAUUUAUAUUAUGUAUAUGAUUCCAUAAAUUUAACAAAAAAAAAAAUAAACAAUGAGGUACCUAUUCUAGGUUUUUGUGGUUCACCAUUUACAUUAUUUAUGUAUUUAACAAGGAAUAAUAAAAAAACAUAUGAAGAUAGUUUUAAAUUUAUAUAUGAAAAUCCAAACGAUACGCAUAAAAUUAUAAAUAAAUUAAGUGACAUAUGUAUUAAUCAUUUAAUAAAUCAAAUUGAUAGUGGAGCAAAUAUUAUUCAAAUAUUUGAUAGUAAUGCUGAAUUAGUAGAUAAACAUAUUUUUAACCAAUAUAGUAUUAAAUAUCUUAAAAAAGUUAUAGAAAUAAUAAAAAAAUAUAGACCAAAUAUAUAUAUUAUAUUAUUUAUAAAAAAUAAUUUUCAUAAUAAUAUUAAAAAUCUACCUAUAGAUGUAUUAUCUAUUACACAUAAACAAUUAAUAGAUAAUACAGACCAAUUUUAUUUUAAUUUAUUUCAAAACAAUAUUAUUUUACAAGGAGCACUAGAUCCAUAUAUACUAUUAUUAACAGAUCAUAACUUGGUUCACCAACAUACUAUAAAUAUGUUAAAUAAUAUAACUUUUAAAAAUAAAUAUAUAGCCAAUCUAGGUCAUGGCAUACUUCCAACCACAAAAAUCAAAAACGUAAACGUUUUUAUUGAUACUAUACGUAAUAAUACAUGGUCAUAA
Messenger RNA from Plasmodium gaboni, 1242 nucleotides. Its product is annotated as uroporphyrinogen III decarboxylase. The transcript is spliced from 2 exons. The coding region runs from base 1 to 1242 and encodes 413 amino acids. The record is from RefSeq and is a predicted model, not a curated record. Gene Ontology annotation, cellular component: cytosol. Gene Ontology annotation, molecular function: uroporphyrinogen decarboxylase activity. Lineage: Eukaryota; Apicomplexa; Aconoidasida; Haemosporida; Plasmodiidae. Gene Ontology annotation, biological process: heme biosynthetic process.